AUAACCGCCAAAAUGGCCGUCAUUGAUUAGUUAUUAUCGCGGCUACCACAAACUAUGACAAAUUCCUAUUGAAGACAAUGGGAUUCGUCGUUGAUUUAGACGGAGCCAAGUAAAAGUAUGGUCAACUAAAACAGUACAUAAUAUAAAACAUGUCUCAAGAUCCGAAAGAAUCUUCGGUGAGGACACGCAGUGAUUCUCGAGACAGAAUAAGUUCUGACAUGCCAACGUUAUCGCGAUCAAAUUCAAGAAGCGAUUCCAAAGACAGGACAUCUCAGUUGGAAAGCAAAGACAAAAUAAAAUUGGAAUCAUCACACUCCAAGUCAAAAGAUCAGAUGUCAUAUUCCCGUUCAGACUCCAAAGAUUCUUCUAAAUCAAGGCCAGAGUCUACUGCAAAAAUAAAAUUUGAGUCCAAAACAGCCACGGAUUCUCCAGAAAGGAAGCCAAAAUCGGAACCAGAGAAGAAAGCAAAGUCCACACCUCCUGUUUUGGAAAGUAUCACUCCAGAACCAGAGCAUAAGCCAAUUAAACUCAAGCUUUCCCUGUCCCAGAUCAAGGCUUUCACUCCAUCAGUUGCUGAUGACUCAGAUUCAGCCACUUCUUAUGAAGACUAUGCAAUCGGAUCCUCCAAGCGUCAUAAGAAAAAAGAUGGCAGUUCAGGCAAAAAGAAAAAAACAAAAGCAAAGAAGAAAUCAAAAAGUCAAAUUCCUGAGUCAGAUUAUCUGGCACCACCCACUUUAGACCUCAUGGAGACUGGCCACACACCCUUGUCAGUGCUGAGUGAUACAGAAACCAGUCUGCCCUUGGAGCCGGAACCCUUGAUGAUGCAAAACAUGGACGUUUCUACAGACAGUGCAACAGGCAACAGCUUUAUGGAGAAGGAUGAGGAGGACUCUGUCAUUCAGGAAGGUAUGAAAAUGUGCUCACUUUGUGGUUGUGGAAAAAAGAGCCUACUAGGACAAGGUCCAUUGCUCCUGUACGCUCCAACUCCAGGGUUUAACUUCCGCAAACCCCUGCCUAAGUCGCUUAAAGGGGCCAGUGGGGAGGCUGAAGACAAGGCUCUAGAAAAGGGGCCAAAGCCGUUGACUCAAAGGCGACAAAGGGGUCUAGGAAAAAAAGAUCCAUUUUGUUCACCGCGUCGAUUCAUUGAUGACGAAAUUAAUGAAGGGUUUGAUGAAUUGGCAACUGUUGGAUUUACAGAGGACACUGAAGUUACAUCACUUUUUGAAUCUACAGGUCAUGUUUAUAGCCACCACUAUUGUGCGGCCUGGUCCGAUAGUGUCCGGCAGACUGACGAGGGGUUGACAGUAGAGCUGGUGGACAAGGCAGUGGUGACUGGUCUUACACAGAAAUGCAGCUACUGUCUGCGAUAUGGUGCUACGAUCACAUGCAAAUACAGCAAAUGCAAUAAAGUAUAUCACUAUCCAUGUGCAUCAGCGGGUGGAUGUUUUCAGGACAUGAAGACUCUAUCAAUGCUGUGUCCUGAUCACUUGGAGGAGACAGACACUAUAGGCUGCGAGGAGUCUGUAUGUGCGGUGUGCAAGAUGGUGGGUGACAUAGCCAUUCAGCUGUUCUGUACAAGCUGUGGCAACCAUUACCACGGCAACUGCGUUCACCCGGCCGUGGAGGUCAACCCCACUGUGCGGGCAGGCUGGCAGUGCCCUGAUUGCAAGAUAUGUCAAAUGUGCAGAAACCCUGGGGAGGACAGCAAGAUGUUGGUGUGUGACCUCUGUGACAAGGGCUACCACACGUUUUGCCUCAAACCUACAAUGUCAUCUAUACCCAAAAAUGGCUGGAAGUGCAUGAACUGUCGUAUAUGCGAGGACUGCCAGUCUCGGACCCCAGGCAGCGGCAAGAGCUCCCGCUGGCACCACAACUUCAGCGUCUGUGAUAGCUGCUACCAGCAGCGCAACAAGGGCCUCUGCUGCCCCCUGUGCGGAAAGGCAUACCGACACUUUGCACAGAAAGAAAUGGUGCCAUGCAAUAUGUGCAAAAAAAUGGUGCAUAUAGAGUGUGAUGAAGCCAUAGAUUCCACAAUCAUACGACAGCUGAAAGGUGACGAGCCCCUUGAAUACUUGUGCAAGAUUUGCAGAAAUCGGGACCCUGAGAUGGAUAUGCCAGACUAUCCACUGGCGGGGUUACCAGUCCUACCUCUUGGCAUUGAAGAUUCUGUGUCCAUGGACAGUCUGUAUCCAUCUAAAGUGUUAACUGGAGACGUGAUGCUGGGCUUGGGGGACAUACCGGAGGAGCUGCUGGGUGAAGACAGCUCCCAGCACAGCAACUCCCAGUUCCCUCCCCUGCCUCACAACGAGGACUCCUGCUCUAGUAUGGACCUCGACCUUCACGGCAUGCUUUCUCCAUCAUCAUCCUACUUUCCAAACACUGAUCUUGCGUUUGGACGCGGCAAGUUGGUUGCCAUGGCAAGAAAGAAGAUGGCUCUGGCAGGGAAAGCUAGGGGCCGAGGUAUUGGUCAUAGAGGUAGACCCAUAGGCACCAUAAAACGCAGAGGGCCUAAACCAAAGAUGAGUUCUGGGUUGCGAGAUAGCAAAAAGGAGAAAAAUAAUGACACAGACGACGAUGAUGACGACCAUCCAAACACCAUAGUGCUGGCCAACAAGGCAGACAGGUUCACUUUAGAUCAGGACAUUUGCAAGAGCUGUGGUAGUAUAGGCAAGGGGCCAGAGGGGAGGAUGUUGGCCUGCACUCAGUGUGGACAGUGCUACCACCCCUUCUGUUCCAGUACCAAGAUAAACAAGGUGGUUCUCCAAAAAGGCUGGCGCUGCCUUGACUGCACUGUGUGCGAGGGGUGUGGCCGACCUCACGAUGAGGGGAGGCUACUCCUGUGUGAUGAGUGCGACAUCAGCUAUCACACGUACUGCCUAGACCCUCCACUUGUUACUGUGCCCAAGGGGACCUGGAAAUGCCAAUGGUGUGUGAUGUGCCUAAUCUGUGGCUCCAAGAACCCUGGGUUUGGUUGCCAAUGGCAGCGCAACUACACACACUGCGGGCCAUGUCACAGCAAGAUCUCGUGUCCGUACUGCCGCAUGAAGUACCAGGAAGAUGAGCUUAUCAUUCAGUGUGUCCAGUGCUAUAGAUGGCUUCAUGCGGCCUGUGACAGUAUAAUGAAUGAAGACGAUGCAGAGAGGGCGGCAGAGUUUGGCUAUCACUGUACCUUCUGUAGACCUCGAACAGGACAGCCAGGGCCCUUGCCACCAGAAAUUGCCACCCCUGUCAGCAACAUCCCAUUCACUUUUCCACCCCCACCUGUCAAGGAACCUGAGCCAGUCAAAUACUACCUCUGCGACGGCGUGCUCAUCUCGAAGCAGGCCAAGUCACAAAUCGAUAAAAUCAUCAUCGAGCCUCCGAAAAUCCGCCGGACGCGGCGUUGGAGCAAGCGGCCCGAGAACUAUGACGAGACUUUGGAAGAGAAGAUGAUGCUGGAAGCAAAGAUGAAGGAGAUACGUGAAGGCCGGAGAGGUGCCUCGGACUCCCAGGACUCCUCCACUGCUGCCCCAGCCCUGCACCGUCUGCUCUCCAGUAGCUCAGAUAGGGACGAUGAUAGAGACAUGGAUAUGAAGUCCCCAGAAGAUGAAGGUGAACUGAGAGCUGAAGCAAUAAAAAUGUUGGACGAUGAAAAGCGGAAAAUGAAAAGGAAAAAUAUUGCAAAAAUUGGUGUUGGUGGCUUCAAUGUGAACAAAAGAAAAAAUUAUGGCAGAGGUCGAGGGGAGGGGCCAUCGCAGGAGGGGUUAGAAAAGGGGCCAAUAGGGGCUGCGAGUUUCCUUGAUGCAGACGAGACCAUGCAAUGCGCAGAUGAGGAAAGGCCUAAGCCUAAAUGGCAGAGAAAAGUGGGGCCUGGUCGUCGACGGAGCGUCUUGACGGAGAACUUCCCAUCAUACAUGCAGGAGGCAUUUUUCGGUACAGAGAUUCUCAUGAAAAGCAAGGAACACCCACGUCAGGGACUGAAAUUACUUGACUUGGAAGAUGACAAACCGUCCAUUGAGCCUGUCAAACUUCUAGCAGAAUCCUUAGUACGAGAAGAAAGUGCCAUAGAAAUAUCAAGCCAAAUCAAGAGGCAGCUGGCAGAAAUGCCGAAAUCCACUCCAGAAAGGACACCUAAACCUCCAACACCCGAAGCCAUUUCCAGUACUAUUCCAGCAGAUGAUCAAGACCAGGAGGAGUUUCAGCUGCUGGAUGACUUCGAUAUUGACGAGAAUUUCAUCCGAAUGAUUGAGGAUACCCUGGACAACAAGAAUCUGGAGCACGAUUAUGCAGGUUUAAAUGUGACAUCACUACUGGAGGUGGAGGAGACAGCAGAGGCUGACGACCUUUCUGCACCGAAACCUGUCAGUGACAAGACGGCGGAAGAUGACCUCGACUUGAACGAAGAGAAGAAUGACAUCGAUCAGCUAUUUGCUAAAGAUGGGGUCCCAGGCCUGGAGCCAAUUGACAGCAAAACAGUGGAGGACAUCUUCAAUGGUGUGCUCUCAGAUCAGCCUGUGCCUAGCUCUGCCCCUAGCGACGUGGAUCACCAUGGCGUGCCCCCUGAGCACACUAUGGGCGCAGUUCCCCCUCAAUUGCACCAUCAGCAGCAUCAGAUGCCUCCCCACCAUGGCAUGCCCCCCGGGGGUCACCUGCCCGGGAUAUCGGGCCCUGGAACCCUGCCACCUCACGUCUCAGUUUCCAUGGGCUCUCCUAUGCAGCUCCCUGGGGCACCGGAUCAUAUGCCAGGAGAUUUCAGCAUGGGUCCACAUGGCCCCGGUAUGCAGCCUGGUAUGCCCCAUCGGCCCCCAUUCCCAGGGUUCCAUCCACAACAAUUCAGACCCCAGCCCGGACAGGCCCCGUUCCCGUUCCCACCGGGUAUGCCCGCACAAUGGCCUGCGCAGGCUGCCCCGGACGAUACAGGGAACCAGGAGAACAGCCGCCGGAACAUGCAGAAGUGGGAGUCAGAUGAGGACCUAGGGGAGAAUGCUACGAUUUCACCCAUACUCUACUGCAACCUCAAACAUCCAGAGUUGAAACAAGAAUUCCCAGAUUGGUCAGAGAGAUCGAAACAGAUUGCAAAGAUUUGGAGGAAAUUGACCCCAGAAGAGAAACAGCCUUACUUGUUGAAAGCGAGAAAGAAUCGUGGAACAGUGAAGGGCAGACAACCCAAGGUUCCUGACAGCCGACGCAAGAAGGAAACUAUGCCGCAAAUGCCGGGGGUCCCAGGGAUGUACAAUAGCCCUGAUGGUACUCCUGGAGUGCAGAGCCCUAUCAACUCCAGCCCCGGGGGCAUCCAGAGCCCUAUCCGGCCUACUGGAGCCAUGAUGCCUGGUACACCGGGGGGCCAGUCUCCAGGACAGCCUAGUCCAGGGCAUGUCUAUCAGGACCCAUUCGGCAUGCCUCAAACGCCCCGAGGUCAAGAUCCCUACGCCAUGACACCACCCACACCCCGUCAGCCGGGCUCAGAGUUCAACAUUCCCCCAACAGGCAUGCCUAGACCACAGAGGCCAGAUUCUGUAGGGCACUCGCCCACUGGCAGAGUCCCACCGGGGGCAAUGACCCCUCAGAGGCCCGGAGAGCCGGGUUUGAGACCCGAGGCGUUCCGGAGCCCUGUACGUGGACAGGAGCAGUUCAGCCCAAUGCCGGGCAUGCAUGGCUUGGGUCAGUUCGGACCCCCUAGUUCGCAGGCUACAGGGCCCCAAGGGAUGUGGCCUGGCCCUGGACCUGAUCUUGACCCUUAUGCAAGACAACCUGGGACUCCUAUGCCAAGGCAGAUGCCCCCACCAGGCUUUACAAGACAGCCUAGUAUGGGCUCUAGUGACGACCCGUUCGCUUUUACUGCCUCAUCAGACCCAGGGGAUACUCACAUGGGACAACCUUUGAUGCCACAGGGCCCCUUUUAUCCAGGGCCCAGACACAUGCAGGGUAGGGCAAUGCCAGUGCCCAACAAGCCCGGGGAGAUGUUCCGACUACCUGUACCUGGAAUGAGACCCCACGGGAUGGGGGUUGACUUCAUGCCCGGGGGUCCACGGAUGCCCAUGCAGCACCCAAGAAUGCAAAGCCCUGAACCGUCUGCUUUACAGCGUAUAUUUGAGGUGGCCAAGCGACAGCCCAUGUCUGCCCUCAACCCCUUAUGGCCGCACCGUUUGCAAGCUGUGGGUGCAAUGCCAGGCCAGCAUCCUGGGCAAGGAGUGAAUGAGGAGAUGCUGCUGUUGUCUAGGAAACAGGAGGAGAUGGGCCAACAAGACAAGAGGACGGAACUCUCAAAUAUUCGUUCCAAAGUGCAUCAGACAGCCCAGAAGCUUGGCUACUUGAAAGAAGCAGGAGAACCAGACAAGCCCCUUACCGCUGGCCCCUCCACCCCUGGAGCUGGUAUCCAGGCAACCAACCAGGGUCCCGGGGCAGCAGGAGUUAAUCAGGGGCCGGUGGAGUCGAGACUUACUGCUCCUGUGGGGGCGGAUUACAAACAUGAGGACACCGAUCUUGGGGAUUUCUUGAAUGAGGAUGGCUCCUUCGACAUCUUGUCCUACGCCGACCCAGAUCUUGACCCAGGUGAUCGGACCAUAUUUGACGACCUGGUGGCCGACGUGAAUCAACCAAGUGACAAGAAAACGGACCAAAAGUUAGUGCCUGGGGAUGGCAAGAGGGAAUUCAAAGAGGAGCCUGGGUUGAAGAAGGAAGUAAAGCACAAGACUGAAGGAGAGAAAUCAGAUGAUGACAAAAAGAAGAUAAAUGAGUUCCAAGCACAGUUCAGGAAGUUCAGCGAAGGAAAGGCAGAAGGGCGGGCUGAGGAAUCCUUCAAGCAAGAACCCGUCACCCCAACCCUGUCACGGCAGAGUUCAAGAAAGGACCUGGAGGAUUCCAAACCGCUCUCAGCCCCUGGAACCCCUGGUGACCCAAAUAUUCUGCGGGGCCCAGGCUCUGUCCCCUACCAGUCUGGGUCAGUACAUUCGCCGCACCAGACUGGUCUCAGCCAGCAGUCGCCUUCACCAAAAGUCAUGCCCUCACCAAAGAGUCAGCCAUCUCCUAGAACACCAGGGGAUAGCCAGGUGUUUCAGCAACAACAGUCUCCGUUCUCACAACAAAGCGUGCAAUCCCCAUUCUCUCCGUCCGCCCAGGCUUCAUUGUCUGCACCUCAGUCGCCAUACGCCGGUUCUUUCCCAAAAUCGCAGUCCCCGUUUGCCAUGAUAUCAGGCGCCGGUCAGCCGGUGUCCGCAAUGAUGGGGCAGGGAUCACCCGUCUCCACAUACAGUCAGUCACCCACCCCUCCCAUGCCAAUGCUGCGUUCGCCCCGUGCCACCAUGACCCCUGGUGGCCCUUUCCCUCCGCAGGGACAGUUUCCCCAGCAAGUCAUGCCUCCAAGAGGGAUGCACCCAGGUCAGCCAGGUCACAUGUUCAAUCAGCAGCAACUACGUCAACAAAUGCCUGGUGCACGACCUCCAACUUCACUACCUGUUUCCCAGCAGCAUCAAAUUCCUCACAGUCAGCCUCCCAUCAGUGGCAGUGAAAUGUCGCCAGGAAUAAGACAAAUGCUACCUGGUAUGCGACCUUUGUUUCCAGGCCACCCACCUCUCUCACCCGGAAAGCUGGUCCAAGGUCAGAUGCCUGCAGGCAUGUACAAUCCAGGUAUGAGACCCACAGGCCCAGGAAUGCAGCAACGACCACCACAGUAUAUGCCCCAACCUCCCAUGGCGCCCAUGUCGGUGGCUGCUAACAUGCCCACGUCUUCUUCAGCUGCGUCCACAGCAACCAGUCGCUCACAGCUUUUACAGGAUCAGCCAUUGCUUAUACAGGAUUUACUGGAACAGGAGAAGCUGGAGCAGGAAAAGCGGCAGCGUGAGCAGCAGGCCAUGCUGGAGAGGACGGGGGGUGUGAGACCUGAGGGCAUGAUGGGACCACGCCCGCCCCCCCACAUGGGCAUGGUGGGCAUGCCACCACGUAUGGAGGGCUUGGUCAGGCACCCCGGCCAGCCAGGCAUGUUUGCAGCACCAGAUAUGGGCGGGAUGCGGCCCCGAAUGCCUGGGCCCAUGAGCCCGCACACUCAGGGUAUGCCCCCGUUUGGUGUGAACCAGGGGCCAGUGGGCGUUCAGGGGCAAAUGGCCCCUCCUCAGAAACCAUCUACACCUGUGGACAACAUGGCUGACUCUGGUCAGCAGCACAUGUUAUACAACUCGUGGCUCAACCAGCACGGAGAGUACCUGGAGAUGAGGGUGAAGUUUGUGGAGCAGCAGAUACAGAAACAGAAAAGGACCAAGAAGGCCAUCAAUGCCAGAAACAGACAGGCUAAGAAGAAUGGCCAGGAGAUGGCUGCACAUGACGCGAGCGAGCUAGAGCGCGCCAACCAGGAGGUGUCUAUGCUAAACAAGGAGCUCGACACACUCAAGAAACAGAGGACCAAGCACCAGCUGCAGAUACAGGACUACCAGCGCAAGCAACAGGAGAGGUUUGGUCAGAUGAGCCUGCAUGGGCAGCCAUCCCAGGUGGGCGGGGCAGGUCCUGGAAUGCCUCCCAAUAUGCCCCCCAAUAUGCCCCCAGGCUCAAUGGGGCCGGGAAAGCAGCCUGGAAUGCAGCCGGGAAUGCAGCCACCUCCGCCCCGCAUGCCCGGUAUGGCUCCGUCCACGCGUCUCACAGCCAGCAAGAAGCAGGAGUAUGACCUGUAUGUGCAACAGAGGCUGCGACAGGCGGGCCCCGGGGUGGGGGCGCCAGGGUUAGGCGGGCCUGGUCCAGGUCAGAGGAUGCCUCGCCCACAUCUGAUGGGGGCAGGGCCCCAGCCUAGGAUGGCUAUAGGGGAUAACAACCCAUUCAGUGACACGUACCAACAGCAAGAGCAGAUUGAAAAGUUCAGAGAACAUCAGAUCAAACCAGGUGAGUCUCCUGGAGUUGACGGUAUGGCAGUGUACAGCGAGGGCAUGCCCAGAUUUCCUGGCCCACGGGAACCCCACCCCCCUCAGGCCAGUGCCAUGGGGCCACACCCAAUAAUGCAACGCUUUCCAGGCCCACCCCCAGAAGGUCACCCAGCUUGGCUGCAGCAGCAACAGCAGCAACUUCAGCAGCAGCAACAGCAGUUGCAGCACCCGCAGCAGAGGUUCCCUAUGGAGCCUAUGAGUCAGCGAAUGCCUGGGGCACCCUUGGGGGAGGGGAUGCAUCGAAUGCCUGUCUCGUAUCAAGGACCGCCACCUGCAAGUCAGGAAUUCACACCAGAAGUUAGUAUUCCUCCCCCACCUGUGGAUGCUGUGACUAACAUAGAGUCGAAAGACAAAUCGAAGAAACGGAAGAAAAAGAAAAAAGCCGCUGAUAGUGCCCCAGCCAGUACCCCCCAGUCUACGCAGGGUAAGCCGCCCCCAAUGCAGUUCAAGCCCCAGGAUGAGACUGAGCGACGCAUCAUGGAGAUCCUCAGCAACACGGCCAACAUGCAGCGGGGCCAGGCAGCCACCACCACGGCUGCUACACCUGCCACCACAACCACCGCCACUGGCACCGUACAAACCACUGUUGCUGGUUCCCCUUGUACGACUGCAGUGGUCAGUGAGCAGGGAGACAGUCUCACCUCACAGGCUGCCACUACUCAGACGUACAGUCCUAAUGUGCAGCCUUCCAAGACACCACCUGUCCACAGACCACCUACUCCAGGUCAACAGGGACGGUUAACUCCAGGCUCUCAAGGUCGUCUCACACCUGGUAACCAAGGGCGAUUGACCCCUGGAUCUCAGGGGAGAUUGACCCCAGCCAGCCAUGACCAGGGGGCCACAGUAGACACACAGAAAACUGGUGGUCAGUCCCCAAUUGGAAACUCUGCUAGUAGCGAAUCUACAGGCUCCACAGCUGCCCUACCUGCAGGUCAGCUGAGAUCACAGUUUUCUGUCUCCGAUUCAUCUAUUGAGAUUGCCAGCCAAGGACUAUACACUGGUGCUAGCAGCCCAGCUCAGCAAGGGCAGUUGGUGUCUCCAGCCUCAGGUCAGCCUGUUACAAAAGAUUUGCCAAUGUCUGGCAUGCAUGUGUCAGGACCUGAACAAUAUAUUACACCACCCCCAAUGAAUGCAGGUCAAGGUCUGAGGAUGCCAGGGAUGCAUUCACAGAGUCAGAUGCGACCCAGUCAUCGCUUGACCAGACCACCAAUGGGAGAGCAAAUAGGCAGCCAGCCAGUAUCCCAUUCCAUGCAUCAACCACUUCAGGGAAACAGCCAGGCAAUGGGUCCGCUGGGGACCUCUUCUGAGGCAGAAAUGUCUCUACAGGGACCUCAUCCCGGUCAACAAGCAUUCCAAGCGAGUUUAAGACCUGGGUUCCUUCCUGGGCAGGUACGAGCGGGCACGCAUCCACAAGCCAGACCAAUGUUCCAUCCCAGAGGAGGCGGUGAGCAGCCAAAUUUACCACCCGUGUUUCAUCCAAGUUUUAUGCAAGGCCCAUUAAGACAGCCUCCUCCAAUGCCUCAUUGGAUAGCGCCAGAGGCUGCUGCCAGGAAUUCUUUACGGCAUGGCUUAUCAGCCAUGUCUUAUAAUCAGGGACUUACUAUGCCAGGUGCUCUGAACAUUCCUCCUCACGACAUUCCACCCCCAGACCCGGCUAAGGCUGCCAGUCAGCCUGCUGCAACGACAGUUCAGUCUACUGCUGUUGAUAGACCUACAGUGAGUGAAAGCCAGUCAUCUGGCAAUGAAAUUAAACAGCAGCAGGUACAGGCAAAAUCACCUCAUCAAGCUAUGCAGCCUAUGGGAAGUGCAGGGAGUAUUUCAACUGAUAAUCAAGGAGUGAAGCAAGGGCCAGAUGGUGCACAUGGUCCUUUAGGUGAUUUUCGAUCACCCAUAACUCAUACAAUAGUUGAUUCUCAACAGACAGCAAUUCCUAGUCAACAAGGGCAAUAUUCUAGUCAAACAGCUGAAGUUGUAGGAAAAUCAGUGACACCUGUUGAAGGUGCAAAUGUCCAGUCUGAAAAUAUUUCUGUGCAACAAGGAAGUACAUUUGAAUAUAUACCAGAUUCUCAUCCCAAUACAACAGCUCAGAAAGAAAAUACUGAUGCUGAACCUUUAGUUGAACAAGAAUGUAAAGAUGGUUUUCAUUGUGGUACACCACCACCUCAACAAGAAUGUAAAGAUGGUAUACACUGUGGUACGCCACCACCCCAACAAGAAUGUAAAGAUGGUAAACAUUGUGGAACACCACCACCCCAACAAGAAUGUAAAGAUGGUAAACAUUGUGGAACACCACCACCCCAACAAGAAUGUAAAGAUGGUAAACAUUGUGGAACACCACCACCCCAACAAGAAUGUAAAGAUGGUAAACAUUGUGGAACACCACCACCACAGCAAGAAUGUAAAGAUGGUAAACAUUGUGGAACACCACAACCACAACAAGAAUGUAAAGAUGGUAAACAUUGUGGAACACCACCACCCCAACAAGAAUGUAAAGAUGGUAAACAUUGUGGAACACCACCACCCCAACAAGAAUGUAAAGAUGGUAAACAUUGUGGAACACCACCACCCCAACAAGAAUGUAAAGAUGGUAAACAUUGUGGAACACCACCACCCCAACAAGAAUGUAAAGAUGGUAAACAUUGUGGAACACCACCACCACAGCAAGAAUGUAAAGAUGGUAAACAUUGUGGAACACCACCACCCCAACAAGAAUGUAAAGAUGGUAAACAUUGUGGAACACCACCACCCCAACAAGAAUGUAAAGAUGGUAAACAUUGUGGAACACCACCACCCCAACAAGAAUGUAAAGAUGGUAAACAUUGUGGAACACCACCACCCCAACAAGAAUGUAAAGAUGGUAAACAUUGUGGAACACCACCACCCCAACAAGAAUGUAAAGAUGGUAAACAUUGUGGAACACCACCACCCCAACAAGAAUGUAAAGAUGGUAAACAUUGUGGAACACCACCACCCCAACAAGAAUGUAAAGAUGGUAAACAUUGUGAAACACCACCACCCCAACAAGAAUGUAAAGAUGGUAAACAUUGUGGAACACCACCACCCCAACAAGAAUGUGAAGAUGGUAAACAUUGUGGAACACCACCACCCCAACAAGACUGUAAAGAUGGUAAACAUUGUGGAACACCACCACCCCAACAUGAAUGUAAAGAUGGUAAACAUUGUGGAACACCACCACCACAGCAAGAAAACAAUGCCAAUACUGAUGUACACGAGAACCUGGGUAGUGUUUCUAUGGCUAAUGUAGUUGUUUCAACAGAAACUGUCCCAACACCAGCAGGAUCGUUCAUGAUCUCUCCGAUUUCAGUUCAGGUAGAUCAUCCGUACAUAUCGAUGCCCAACGCUGUGAAGCCAACUCCAAUAACAGCAGCACAAAGUGGCAGUCCACAUGCUGAUUAUAAACCUGUAAGUCCUGGUAACAAAGUGGCUUCCAUUCAAGCAAGCGAAGGAAGUGCAUUUUCCAGUUCUUCAGUACAGAGAUCAUCAUCAAGAAAUGUUACGCCUUCAGCAGUUGCUGCUGAUAAUUCCAGCGAGGGCACAGAAAUGGAGUUAGAUCAAGUUACAUUAGCCACAUCACAAGAAGCUGAAACCAGCAUUGUACCAAGUGCCAAGUACAGUGAUGCUGAUACUAAUCAUUCUGUUCCCAGUUUUGCAGAACCAUCUAUUAGAAAUGAGCAUAACAUUGUCAAUGAAAUGGUGAAGGUGGAACAAGGUAGUGUUGAACCUGCUACAACAGUUUCUUCUUCAGAAUCAGCCCAACCCAGAGAAGAGCCAAUGUACACUACAUUUAAUGUGUCCACAGUUGCAGAAAACAAGGUCAUGGACUAUAUUGUGGAUGUCACACCAGCAAUAACUACAUCUUCUGCACAAACUCAACCCAAAUUGGCUGAAAGGUCACCAGAAGAACAGUUCAGUGUGGAGAAAGAAUCCACUAAUGCUAAAAAUCAACCAGUAACACAGUCUUCUUUGCCAGCAGCACAACUUACCUCAUCAGCAUCAGAAGCAAAUGGAAAUGCUGGGCCAGCUUUCAGUACUGUUGGCCCGGCCUCUAUACCACUGACAUCUGUUCCAAAGCCACAACACUUCAGGCCCCUUACAGGUCCUGGAGAAGGUGUUCCCAGGCAACAGGAGUUACCUGUUACAGGCAAUAUUUCCCAGGCUGCACAAGACACAGGCAGUGUUCAGGCACAAGUUGCAGCUCCAUCUGCCCCUUCUGUUACUGAUGCCAACAGAUUGAAUGCAUUGUAUGAGAUGGGGAGAGGUAGGGGUGUUCCUUCUCAGUUUCAUAUGAAUGCUUCCCAAGGAAUGCCACCAAGACCUGAAUUUCUGCAAAGGAUGCCAGGCCAUGAUUCUCGUAUGCCACCACGAAUGCAAAUGGAUGGUGUGAGACCAGGCAUGGAUGUGCAGGAAAGACAUUCAAUGCAUGAACGAGGUGACCCCAUAAAUCAUGAGAGCCAAGUCUUCAUGGAAGUUCACCCUUCGUCUUCCAGUCAGGUUCCCAGCCAGGAUCCGAGAUACUUCCUGCAGGAUCCCAGGUAUGCCAUGCCAGGGCAUCCAGGAAUGCCACAGGAUCAGAGAUAUUUCAUGGGCGACCCACGGCUACCGAUGGGCUACAGGCCGCUAGGCUAUCCUCCAAGACCAGGCAUGCAAAGAGUGGCUGGGCCUCAGCAGAUGCCUCAGCAUUAUCCAAAUCCGCAAUUUUCUCAGAUGCCAAGCCAUCCUGGUGUGGGAAUUAGUCCUGAUCCAGCAUUUUCUCAGGCACAUUCAGCUAUGCAGUCAAUACCACAGCAAACAUCAGGAGGAAUGCCCCCGUCAGUUGUACCUCCGUUAAUCCAUUCACGAUCAACCAGCUCGAGUCCUCACAACCAAGUAGAUGUAAGGACAAAUGCACCCAUGCCAAGUCCAGGGUCCAGUAGUAAGUCUCAGACGCCUCCAGCAGCUAUUGGGCAGGCCUCUCUGCCAGGCAGUAAUAGAUCAACACCAGUGUCGAGGCCUCCAAGCGUUCAGAGACAAUCACCUGCCCUGUCAACGGGCAAUCAUAGUCAGAAGUCCUCUCCAGGAAACUCCCAGUCGCCCGGCCAUGUAAGCACUGGCCAGGUUGUCUCUAGCGCUGCUGAUGAUUUACAGUUACCGUCAGUGACAGCCACAUUUGCUGCUGUUGGCUGGCAUAGAUUGGCAGAGGACAAUUCAGAGCAGUCUCCAUUUGUACAGCAGACAUCCACAAGUACUUCAAGUGCACCCGUACCAUUCUCAUCAGUGUCGUCCAUGGUGCAUGCAGUGUCAACUGUGUCAUUUCCGCCCCUAGGCGGCCAAUCAUCAACGCAGCAUUCCUCUGCCUCAGUAGAGGUCUCAUUGCCCCCUAGUACUUAUGUUAAGGCUGAACCAAAUGCAAGCCUAUCUGUUUCAUGCUCCAAUCCAUCGAUGCCAACAUCAAUGCAUGCAUCUUUCACCAGUAUAUCUGAGAGCCCCCCAACUUCCCAUUUUCCAAGUUCUAUGUCAAUGUCAGUCUCAUCUUCAUCAGCUGGAGUUCAGGCAGGGUCUGAGAGCAUGCAGCAUGGCGCUAUGCCGUCGCUGUCCGGGCCCCAUCAGCAACCACACUCAGGCCCGCCAAGAAUGCACUAUGCGCAGGCUGCAGGAGCCGGGGCUAGACCACGAGGACAGAGGUCGCAGCAGAAUACAUUCAACCAUCCUAAAUACCAGAUGCCUGGGAACCUGACUCCACAUUUAGUGAAGGUAUUGGCGAAUGAUGCACCUGCUAAAGGCAUGUAUGUGAAUCAGGAGAGACAUAUGAACCCAGCAAUGGGACAACAGAUGAGAUUUCCACCACCCUCACAUCCAAUGGGUGGGAUGGGUCCCAGAGGCUUCCCCAGCCCCAAUGAUGGCGAUAUGCAGAUGGGGCUCCGUCAUCCCAUGAUGCAACAGCACCCGGGUAUGCCAGGUAUGCCCCCCGGUAUGCGGCAUCCUGGCAUGCGACCGUAUGGUCCUCCCCAAGGUCAUGUAAUGCCACCAAUGCAGCCAGGACAGAUGUCUCCUACAAGCCACCCUGGUGGGAACCCCAUGCACCACCCUUUGGGUGCACCAAGCUCCGGUAUGACAAUGAUGGGGCCGCCAUCAGGCAUGCCUCAUGGAAUGCCUACACACUCUUCCACAGAAAUGCUUUCUCCGACACAGAGGCACCCUGGUGUGUCUCCAAACGCAGGAAGCAUGCCGUCUGUGUCCUCUCCAAACUCAAUGCCAUUCUCCCACGGAGCCAUUCCUCCCUUGUCUAUGCCCAGGAAUUCAGCACCUGGUGGUUUUGGCGGUGACAUCCGCCAGCAAUUCCAGCAGUUUAACAGGAUGCCUGGACCCCCUAGAAUGCAGUUUGACCCAAGAAUGUCAAUGGACCAUCGCAUGCAGUUUGAUCCGAAUCAUUCUAGACCAGUAGAUGGUGCCGGUCCAGGGCCGAGAUUUUCGCCUGGUUACCUGUUUUCUGGGCCCUCUAUGAGUCAUGAACAAAUGGUCUCCGUGAGCCACGAGGAGGCAGUGAGACGAAUGGGGCCUCAACCCACUGCUGGGGCCUACACCUCGAGUCCGGGAAUGCACAUGUCAGGACAUGGUCACGAAAGCAUGAUGACCAGUCCGCCUAUGGUCAGCCCCGGAAGUAUGCACAUCAAGCAGGAAUCUCAAGAUGGAAUGGAUACAGCACAGAAUGCUAUGCUGAAAAAACUGCUGGCAAAGCAGAAAACUGCCAUGACCAAAGCAGCCCAGGCAGCUAUUCCAUCAGGGAAGAUAACUCCAUCAUCUGAACACUCAGAGGACUCUAAUGAUAUUCAGUUGACGCCUGAACAGCAGCGCAAGCUGGAAGAGAUCGAGAAGAUGCCACUGAUGAAAGAGCGAUCCAUGAUGGACCCUGGGCUAGGACUUGAUCCCAAUGAUCCCAACUUCGCUGCAAAACGUGAUGAAUUUGAUAGGAAAAGAAAAGAGAUGGAAGAGCAGCGAAAAAUCAAGAGAAAAAAUCCUGACGGAACUCCGAAGAAAAGAAAAUACACAAAGAAAAAAGACCUUCAAAAUCAGGAACAACAACAACAACAGCUAAUGGCGAUGCAGGGUCAAGGUCAAGGGCCCCUUCAAUGUCAAGGGCAGCUUCAAGGUCACAGCCCUGGUGAAGUUCAUCAGGGACCCUUUAAUGCACAGCAACAAGGUCAGGCUGUGGAAGGUCAGUCAAUUGGAACGCUUGUAUCGCCGGAACUGCCGCAGAAACCGAAGAAAAAAACGCAAGCCCAGGAAGGAAAAGACCGUGGAAGGGGUGCCUAAUGAUACUGCAGCCCAGGACAACAUCUUUGAGACGUUCAGCCUGCAGUUGAAGCAGCUACCUGCAGUCCCUUUGAUGGAGCCCUUCGUUGGCCUCAUGCAUGCCAUUUGCUCCCUGGCAGGGGUCUCCCAGGAUG
Molecule: messenger RNA, 16330 nt
Organism: Dreissena polymorpha
Lineage: Eukaryota; Metazoa; Mollusca; Bivalvia; Myida; Dreissenidae
Product: histone-lysine N-methyltransferase 2C-like
Exons: 52
Coding region: 150-16196 (5348 amino acids)
Biological process (GO): positive regulation of transcription by RNA polymerase II
Cellular component (GO): MLL3/4 complex
Molecular function (GO): histone binding; transcription coactivator activity; histone H3K4 methyltransferase activity
Source: RefSeq, a predicted model, not a curated record